CAGUGAUUUGCGUGGUGCGUGUGUGGGGUGGAUCUGCCUGACGGCCGGCCCCGCUCACCGCCCGUCGUACGACCCCCGCGUCCAUCUAUCUCUCCGUCUGAUCCGUGUGAUCCGUCUGUCGGCCUCAUUCUCUUCCAGUGGAACGUUCCGGAUUCGCAGCCCUUGGCCGCCACCGGCUUGAGUCCGUCCUCCGUAGCCGUGUUUAGCCCUCAAGCCUGUGCCGUUGACUCGCUUCGGCCCGGCUGCUGAUCUGACUUGUGGCCGGUGUGGGCGUGGUAUUGAUUGAAACCCGUGAGUGGGGCCAUGUCGGGCAUCGCUCAAGCGCGUUUGGCCGAGGAGCGGAAGGCGUGGCGGAAAGACCACCCGUUCGGGUUCAUCGCCCGUCCCACCAAGAAUCCGGACGGUACGCUGAAUCUCAUGUUGUGGGAGUACGGCAUUCCGGGCAAGAAAGGCACGCCCUGGGAGAACGGCAUGUAUCGCGGACAGAUGAUCUUCAAAGACGAUUUCCCCUCCACUCCGCCCAAGGUCAAGUUCGUGCCGCCCCUGUUCCACCCCAACGUGUAUCCCUCGGGCACGGUGUGCUUGUCCUUGUUGGACGAGGAAAAGGAUUGGCGACCCGCCAUCACCAUCAAGCAAUUGCUUUUGGGCAUCCAGGAUCUGCUGAACGAUCCCAACAUCAAGGAUCCGGCUCAGGCCGAGGCCUACACUUGCUAUUGCCAAAACCGAACGGAGUAUGAGAAACGGGUGCGGGCCCAAGCCCGUGCCAUGACGGCCGAGAUGCACUAAAGAGACCGCUCUAUCGCAUUUGUCAAACGAAGCCAUCGAAGUCGACUGAGACCUAAGAGUCUCAGGUUCAUGUUCCGUCUGUGCUUUGCGCUUUGCUGUGGCUGGUGAAAUAAACAGUUCUGUCCUUAACUAAGCCCCCCCCCCCUCUCUUCCCUCUUCCCGGCUCGAAAUAAAUCCUAUUCAUGUUGACUUCACGUUCUUUUCAG
Molecule: messenger RNA, 992 nt
Organism: Tigriopus californicus
Lineage: Eukaryota; Metazoa; Arthropoda; Copepoda; Harpacticoida; Harpacticidae
Gene: lwr
Product: SUMO-conjugating enzyme UBC9-B-like
Exons: 1
Coding region: 304-786 (160 amino acids)
Biological process (GO): protein sumoylation
Cellular component (GO): nucleus
Molecular function (GO): SUMO conjugating enzyme activity
Source: RefSeq, a predicted model, not a curated record